GGGCGCGGCCAGGGCCGGAACAUGGCGGCGCCCUCGGCCCCGCGGCCGCCCCGGCCCCGCAAGGAGCCGCAGCCGCUCGUCAUCCCCAGGAGCGCGGCCGAGGAGCAGCGCCUCCGCCUCGAGCGCCUCAUGAGGAACCCGGAAAAGACUGUGCCAAUUCCUGAAAAACUGAAUGAAUGGGCACCACGACCUCCCCCGGAGUUCGUUAGAGAUGUCAUGGGUUCCAGUGCUGGGGCUGGGAGCGGGGAGUUCCACGUGUACCGGCAUCUCCGUCGGCGAGAGUACCAGAGGCAAGAUUUCAUGGAUGCCAUGGCUGAGAAGCAAAGACUAGAUGAGGAAUUCCAGAAGAAACUGGAGAGGAAUAAGAUGAUUGCAGAAGAGCAAACAGCAAAACGCAGAAGGAAGCGGCAGAAGUUAAAAGAGAAGAAACUGCAAGCUAAGAAAAAUAAACUUGAACAAAAGAAGCAGGAAAAAGAACCUGGGCAAUCCCAAGAGCAAGGCAGCAGCGAGGAUGACGAAGAGGAUAGCAAGGAGGAGGAAGAGAAGGAAGAUGAUGCUGAAGAGCCAAGUUUUGUGAUGGGAAGAGGAUGAGGCCUUCCAGGGACAGCUGGAAACACUGUUCAUUGCUUUAUAUUCAGGAGCAUGAAAGUCUUUCAUCUCAGCCAAGCAGAACCCAUUGGCGUACGUUACAUCUGCUUAACGGGCAUGGCCUUCACGUCACAGGCCUGAGAGAAAAUGAUAGAGAAAUGCCAAAUAAGAGAUUUUUUCUUAAUUGCUUGUAUAACUGCUGUGCAGUCUGCUCUAAGUUUGCUCUAAAGAGUCAGCCAUAAGUCUCUAUGACCCUAGAGUUCUUUCUAAAAUGGCCCAGAGAGUUUUUCUGUCUGAAAGCUAAAACAUAACUAUUACCAUUUAAGGGAAAUAUUACUGUGAAGGCUACGUAUUCUACUUAUCUUGAAGCUGGUAGCAGUGGGAUACAUGAAUCUAGGGGAAGCGCUUAACCUGAAGUAGAAAAGUGGUCUGUAGCCAGACUCUCCUGCACUGUGAGUGUUCUGCAUUUGGGGUUUUGUAUGGGGUCAUCUCUAACCCAAAGAAAUCCGUUUAUGUUGCUAGACAAGUUCUAUAGAUUUUUAAUCUGGAUCCCUUUUUUAAUGCUAAAACUUUCCCUAUUGCUUUUCUUCCAUGUUUUCUAAAUUAAUAAAAGGGAUGUGUUGGA
Vidua chalybeata is the source of this 1213-nucleotide messenger RNA. It is a transcript of the gene PRKRIP1, whose product is annotated as PRKR interacting protein 1. The record is from RefSeq and is a predicted model, not a curated record. NCBI's taxonomy places the organism in Eukaryota, Metazoa, Chordata, Aves, Passeriformes, Viduidae. Gene Ontology annotation, cellular component: nucleolus. Gene Ontology annotation, biological process: negative regulation of protein kinase activity. Gene Ontology annotation, molecular function: protein kinase binding; double-stranded RNA binding; protein kinase inhibitor activity. Bases 22 to 591 code for a protein of 189 amino acids. The transcript is spliced from 6 exons.